Molecule: messenger RNA, 985 nt
Organism: Tricharina praecox
Lineage: Eukaryota; Fungi; Ascomycota; Pezizomycetes; Pezizales; Pyronemataceae
Exons: 1
Coding region: 242-865 (207 amino acids)
Source: RefSeq, a predicted model, not a curated record
GUUUUCUCGUCAAGGUGAGUGAGUAUCGAUGCUUCCGGGGCAGCUGACCUUAAGGCUUGGCUUGCUUGAGCGUUAUCAGCAGCGCAGCACAGCUCAGCUAGCUUCCAUAGAGCAAGGAAAAGGAACGAAGCUCGCUUGAUGACGCCCGCCCAUCCUUACCCAACCACCAACCACCAAACAACCCAUAGUAUAGCCAACGUGCCCUGCCAACCUGCCAACACACCUCCACUUACUGUACACCAUGAACCCCGCGCUGCUCCUCCUGCUCACUUUCACGACGCUCAGCAGCGGUUUCCACUCUUACCCCCAACCGCAACCACCCCAAGCACAACAGCUCCUCGCCACCUCCUCCAACAACAACGACAACAUGGCCCUAAUGUCCGACAAGCCCUCCGGGCCCCCGUUACUCGGCGACAUCCUCCCACUCGACAAGCAGAUCAGCAUAUUCUCGGGCUUCACGCGGUCCAUCGAGUCGAUCUCUGAGCUACUCCAGAACCGCAACGAGAACACGACUGUUCUCGCGCCGUCCAACACCGCGAUCUCUCGGCUGCCGCGGAAGCCAUGGGAGGAGCCUGACGACAGCGGUGCAGCUGGUGCCGCCGCGGACCUCUUCGCCGGGAUCAUGGGCGAGGACCGCGCGACGAGGAAUCUAAGACGCUUCGUGGAGGCGCAUUGCGUGGGCACGGCGCCGUGGAAGGAGGGGGUGAAGGUUAGGACCCUAGAGGGAGUGGAGGUCUGGUGGGAAAAGGACGCGAGCGGGAGGAAGAGGGUCAUGCCCGAUGGCAUAGAGGUGCUCCAGGUCAAGGAUGAUGUCGCGAAUGGGCAGCUGUGGGUCCUCGGCGACGUGCUGAACUAUGAUCGGUAGGGCGGGGAGAGAAGACUGGUUUUGGAAUGAUGGCGUUUCUUUGGCUUGUGAACUUUUUUCGUUGGUUUGGCGCGGAUGUGAUGGAUGGAGAUGCAGAUAAUGUUUAUGACUCGACUCGAC